Gordionus sp. m RMFG-2023 is the source of this 693-nucleotide messenger RNA. Its product is annotated as piggyBac transposable element-derived protein 2-like. Bases 1 to 693 code for a protein of 230 amino acids. NCBI's taxonomy places the organism in Eukaryota, Metazoa, Nematomorpha, Gordioida, Chordodea, Parachordodidae. The transcript has a single exon. The record is from RefSeq and is a predicted model, not a curated record. Gene Ontology annotation, molecular function: sequence-specific DNA binding.
AUGAAACGUUUUCUAACAAUUGAACAAGCGCUUUCUCAACUUUUUGAAGAGGAACCAAUUGAAGAAAGAGAUAUGGUUAUAAUUCCGCCAAACCCCUCUGCAGUUAGUGAUGAAGAAGAUUUCGAUGAAAAUGACUUAACAAAUGUCGGAGUUUUGCCUUCAGAUACAGCUGGAGAAUUGGAGAUUCAUAAUUCAGUUGAUGACGACCUUCCAGAACCAUAUUCUACAAGAAGCUAUUCUCGAAUUUCUCACAAUUUAAAAUGGAGAAAAACGGAUGCAAUAUAUUCUUCAAGCCCUUUCAAUGGAGAAAAGGAAGAUGUAAUAAAACUUGAAAAUGAUUUACAUGGUAAAACUCCAUCAGAUAUAUUUUCUUUAAUUUUCGACGAAGACUUAUAUUCCCUAAUUGUAGAACAAAGUAAUAUUUAUGCUAAACAAAUGAAUAGACCUAACAUAUGCAUAACCACCCAAGAUAUUCAGAGAUUUAUUGGAAUUCUAUUAUUUACUGGAUAUCAUUCUCUCCCACAAGAAAGAAUGUACUGGUCUAAUGAUAGCGAUAUUUCUAUUCCAAUAAUACGGGAUACAAUGACCCAAUUACAAUUUCGAAAUUUGAAAUGUAAUAUCCAUUUGGCAGACAAUAAUAAAAUAGAUAUACAUGAUAGAUUUUAUAAGGCCUUACAUUAUAAUAUUGAAUAA